This is a messenger RNA of Lactuca virosa, 207 nucleotides long. NCBI's taxonomy places the organism in Eukaryota, Viridiplantae, Streptophyta, Magnoliopsida, Asterales, Asteraceae. The record is from the annotation of a GenBank genome assembly.
AUGAACAUGUCAUUGAUUGUGAAUGGAAGCCUAAUUAUAGAAAAGAAAAGCAGAGGGGUAAAUGUGGGGUCAACCCGAUACUCCUAUUGCGAGGUGGAUGAUGAAAGCUGGGACCAUAUACUCGUGGGUUGCGACUUUGCCAAAACCACCUUUGAAUGGAUUUUCAGGUGGUGUGGGAUAUCCGGUUAUGCAGUUCUCGAAAGUUAG